Messenger RNA from Acanthamoeba castellanii str. Neff, 285 nucleotides. RefSeq lists its product as uncharacterized. Lineage: Eukaryota; Discosea; Longamoebia; Acanthamoebidae. The record is from RefSeq and is a predicted model, not a curated record. The coding region runs from base 1 to 285 and encodes 94 amino acids. The transcript has 2 exons.
AUGGGCUUCGACAGGCACUCUGGCAUGGUAGGAAGAGGCUUGCCCAAGAAGGGAGGCUUCGCUGGCUGGGGCCGACCGGGAGAGGAGGACGGCGUGGACGUGCUCGACGAGAGGGACCCCAACUUCGACGACCUGGGCGAGGAGUUCGAGGAGGAGGCCGCGGGCGGCGCUGUGGCCGUGGACAACCCGCCCAAGGUCAUUGUCGAUAAGCUGCCGGCCGAAGAGGCGGUCGCCGCCCCCUCGGUGGCCCCCGCCUCCGAGCCCUCGCAGCCCGAAGCCCACUAG